AUGGGCUCAACCUAUUCCACCCCAGAGCCAGUCAGAGAGAAAGCCGCUCUGGCGAACGUAGACAUGGCCAGGACCAGCAUCGAGCCAGACUCGAGGACUCGUGACACUCCUCCCCCGCCGUAUCCGGUUCGGGAAAGAAUCCGAUCCCUGACGCUUCCUCGCAUGAAAGACUGGAGCGAGAGCCUGAUGAGCGAUGCCAAGAACCGCCUAGCCAUUUCCACCUUUGCUGGCCAGCCCUAUGAACAGAUCCUCGCCGAUCGUCGGGCUCUCCAGUCCGACCUGCACGUCUUCAACCUGGCCGUGCCGGUGGAAGGCGCGCCGAUUACGAACCAACGCUCUUCUGGUCGCUGCUGGCUCUUUGCCGCGACCAACGUUUUCCGUGUGCCGCUGAUGAAAGCAUACCAGCUUCGGGAAUUCGAACUCAGCCAGGCCUAUCUCUUCUACUGGGAUAAAAUCGAGAAGGCCAAUUGGUUCUUCGAGCAGAUCAUCGCCACUGCCGAUGAGGAUCUCUCCAGCCGUUUGGUCCAGAAACUCUGUGAAGAUCCGGUCACCGACGGCGGUCAGUGGGAUAUGGUCGCCAAUCUAGUGCAUAAGUACGGACUGGUCCCCCACGCGCUGUAUCCGGAUGCUUUUCAUGCGCAGAAUAGCUCCAAAAUGAACUGGCUGCUUACUGCCAAGCUGCGUGAGCAGGCCUUGAUUCUCCGUAAUCUGGCCGCGAAAAAGGGAGAUGGCCAGGCCUCUCAUUUGCUGGCCGCCCGCAAGGAGCAGUUCCUGCAGGAAAUUCAUUCACUGGUCACCCUCCUGCUGGGCCCUCCGCCGAACCCGGACAAGCCGUUUGUAUGGCAAUAUUACGACGCCAAUGGAACUGCCCGCGAGGUGCGACAGACUCCGGUGGAGUUUGGUCAACAGGCCAUUCGGUCUCAGACACGAUCACUAUCACGCAACAGCCCUGCUGUUUCCCCAGGGCGGUUUUUCAGUCUGGUUCACGAUCCGCGGAAUGAACGAAACCGGUUGCUGACGGUUGACAAACUCGGCAACGUACUGGAAGGACGACCGCUCACAUACGUCAACGUAGAGAUGCAGACACUCAAGAAGGCGAUCAUUGCGAUGCUCAAGGCCGGACAUCCGGUCUUCUUUGGCUGUGAUGUGGGCAAGUUCUCCGAUAGGAACCUUGGAGUCAUGGAUGCCGACCUCACCGACCUCGCGCUCGGGUUCAAUGUCUCACUCGGGAUGAACAAGGCAGAGCGGCUCGCCAGUGGGGAGUCCUCCAUGACCCAUGCGAUGGUCAUCACGGCGGUGCAUCUCCUCGACAAUGACGAGCCGGUCCGGUGGCGGGUGGAAAACUCGUGGGGUGAGGGAGUCGGAGAGAAAGGCUGGUUUGUGAUGACCGACCGAUGGAUGGACGAAUAUACCUUCCAGGCCGUUGUCGACUCCAACUUUGUUUCGGCCGACUAA
Messenger RNA from Penicillium lagena, 1455 nucleotides. RefSeq names its product C1 family peptidase. The transcript is spliced from 4 exons. Gene Ontology annotation, cellular component: cytoplasm. The record is from RefSeq and is a predicted model, not a curated record. NCBI's taxonomy places the organism in Eukaryota, Fungi, Ascomycota, Eurotiomycetes, Eurotiales, Aspergillaceae. The coding region runs from base 1 to 1455 and encodes 484 amino acids. Gene Ontology annotation, molecular function: cysteine-type aminopeptidase activity. Gene Ontology annotation, biological process: proteolysis; response to toxic substance; L-homocysteine catabolic process.